AUGAAAACGUUGGAGGAAGAAAAGUUAAUACUUAAAAAGAGGUGUAAGACAGCUCAGAGGUCACUACAAAGAAUGAAAAAGAAGAAGAUACAGUGUGGUGAACUGACACCCAGAAAGCAAACUGAAAAUCUCAUGGACAAGGCACAGCUAUCAUCCAGCCAAAAGGAGGUAAUAAAAAAACCUCUGCUGUUGGCGAACACUAUGAUGAGAGAAAUAAGGGCGACCAAAGAGGGAACCCAAAAAGGAAACGUGAAAGCCAUACACAGGGUUAUUUCUGGUCGCAUCGUCAAGAAGUACAGGUUGGGGAGCUUGCUGGCUGCUUCCACAGGUCUAUGCCGACAUAGAUUGACUACAACGGACAGCAAAAUGCACCAACUGAGAAGAGCACAACGAUUUAAUGCCUGCCGACGAUAUAAAAGGCAAGUGGAAGAGUUCCUCAAAAGAGAGGAUAACAGCCGACAACAACCAGGCAAAAAGGAUGCCAAGAAGGUAAAAGAUGGAUUGUCACAAACUUUUGUUUUAACUGAUUACACAAGGAAUUUGCACAAAAAAUUUUUGUCGGAAAAUCCUACAAUAAAAUUGUCACUUGCAUCAUUCUGUCGAUGCCGUCCAAAAUACAUACUGACAGCUGCGUAUGCAGGUCGCAGCUCCUGCUUAUGCACCAAACACCAAAAUGCAGCUUUAACUGUCAAAGCCUUAAAGCGUGCAGGGAUUGACAUACCAGCAAAUCCAGAAUCUGUCAUCAAGAAUAUGCCCGAUGUAAAUCAAAUUGAAGAGGCUGUUGGUGACUCGACUGUGAUUACGCAGUGGAAACGAGUGGAGAUAGAGGAAAAGGGAAGAAAGAAAUAUGUCACGAAAAUGAUUGAAUCCACGCUCGAUAGGAAACAAAUUGCAAGCCACUUUGAAGGUCAGAUGAAGGAUUUCAAAGAACAUGUCUUCCGUGUGGGUACACAAUAUGAACAAAUCAAGAAACUGAAAGAAAAUCUUCCCGCUAACGAGAUGAUUGUUCAACUCGAUUUUGCAGAAAAUUACAGCUGUAGGUCUAUGGAAGAGGUACAGAGUGCGUACUUUAAUCAGACAACCGUCACCCUACAUCCCGUAGUUGCCUAUUAUCGCGUCUCAGGCGAGUUACUCCACAAAAGCUUCAUCGUUGUUUCAGAUGAAAUGACACAUGCAUCGUCCACUGUCAUCGCUUUCGUGGAUGAGAUAGUUCCGCUCUUGAAAGAGAUUGUUCCAGAUUUAAGGACUAUACAUUACUGGAGUGAUUCUCCUACAAGUCAGUACAGAAACAAGCACAUGUUCGAUUUUGUAGCUAACCAUGAAUCCAUGUACCAAGUUAAGGCCAGGUGGAACUACUUUGAAGCCGGCCAUGGGAAGGGGCCGUGCGAUGGCCUGGGCGGUUCCUGUAAGCGUCUCGCUGACCAAGCAAUGAGAGCAGGCAAGGCCGUGAUACAAGACGCAAAUUCUUUUUUUACAUGGGCUGUCCAGUCGAGCAUGACAAACGUCUCUUUUCUGUUUGUGUCUGCAGCAAAGUGUGAGAAAAAACAAAAAGAGCAGGAAAAGAGAGUAAUCAAGCCACUAAAGGGAACUAUGAAAGUACAUGCCGUUGUGGGUUUGGGGGCAUCGCAGGUCAAGGUUCGCAAUGUCAGUUGCUACUGCGACAUCUGUUUGUCUGGAAUAACUUGCACUACCUGGCAAAACCAGGUGUUGCAAGUCACCACCUACGAUGACAACGAUCAAACCUCAGGUCUGGAUGCUGAUGAGACACCCGAGAGAGAUGCCGCUGUCCUGACUGUCGGGCAGUACGUCGCAGCAAUUUAUGAUGGGGAGUGGUAUAUUGGAAAGAUCUCUGAUACGGAUGAGGAGGAUGAAGAGGUGGAGGUGUGUUUUAUGGAGAAACGCAAGCAGUUGCUACAAUGGCCUUCUAGAGAAGAUAAAAUCUGGCUAAAACACGACGCCAUUUUAACCGUGAUCAUUUUCCAAGCCCUCGGUGUACCAUUUUCCAAAGUGGCUGAAUGGAUAGUGAAACAGAAGGACAGCUUCUUAGACAGGUACCAUACUAAUCCUGAACCCAGGGCCAGGACCAGGAAUAAUGAGUACUUGUCAGAUGGUCAGUUCUCCCACUACCGUCCUUCUGAUCCUGUGGGAAGAAGUAUGGGGAUGAGAGUGUCAAGGAGCAACAAUGAAGAAGCUGCCAAAAGUGCAUUUGCAAGGCCUUCGAUUCAUUCUGGAAAAUCAUUCAAUUGUGAAGGUCAGAGGUCAGAGCCAGAGGAGUGGCAUCCUCCACCACCGCCCAAUGCCGACAUACGCAAGCUGAAUCUCUUCCGCUCCUAUCCCGUCCCUCCAUCCUCCUCUUCUGCAUCUUCGUCAGCCGGGAUGAAACCAGACAGGAGCAGUGGGAGAUCAGAGGAGGGUCAGUCCCGGGGGUACAGAGAAGGGGGUCGAGGAGACAGACUCCCUGGGUCUAAACCAGGUAGUACAGGACGAGGAGUGGCCCCUCCCCGCAGUGCUGGCAGGCCCCUUUCCACCAAACCAAUCCCACAACAGCAGCAGAAGCAAUUCAUACCGCCGUCUUACAGAUCAGUGUUCGAAAAGACUUUUGAGGCGACCCCACAGCAAAAUGGCGGAAGUUUCCACAUGAGUAAUGGCCAGAGUUUCCAUCGGACCAGCAGCGGCCAGUCGAGUCGGCUUGCUCCAAAAGUGUACACAGCCAAACAGAGUAUAAAUAUGGAAGAAAAGGAGCGCUACAGACAGCUGUUACAACAGUUCACCACCACCCCCAUCCUCCCUGGAACCUUCUCUGUGACGGCACGGCAAAGACCAUCGCCAUUGGCCAUGAUGGCGAGCAAUAGCACAUUGACCAACACCACUCUCCUUGGAAGCGACAUCCCAAAAGCUCCAAAAGCAUUCCAGCAAGAUGUUUUGGUUCCCACCCCAAGACAGCGCAUCUCUCCCUCCGACAUGGCUUUGCGGCAGAAAAGACUAGAACCCAAAGAAAGCACAGAGAAGGUCCCCAAUGAUCUAGAUGCCAGUAUUAUAACCCACCUGCCUCCAAAAACCAAAAGUAGUGACACAGGGGUGUCUUUUGUGAAUACCAGUACAGAGUCGCCACCUAUUGGCCAUAGGAAGAAGCUUGGUCGGCAUCAGCCUGUCAUUGUAGAUUUAGAUGCAGAACCAGAUAUUGUUGAGAUUCUAGAUGAAAAGCCUCCUUCCAAGUCCCCUCCGGCUUUCCAAGAUGCACUACAAAGUUCCCCUUACUGGACUGACGAGUGGAUAAAUAGCCUAAAAGAGAGAUUUGAAAGUGAAACAUUAGCAAGAAAGAGGCAGAUAGAGGAAGAGAAAAUCAAGUCUAGUUACUUUGAGGAAAAGCGUAAAGAACAAGAGGCAGCUCUAGAAGAACAGAUCAGGCAGCGUAUGGUGCUCACAGAAACCAUCCCACCAGUUGUAGAGGAGGCUUACAUAGAGGAAGAGGAGGAGGAAGAAGAGGAGGAGGAAGAGGAAGAAUUCCCAGAGUUGACAGCUGAGCAGGAGGACAUAGUGGACAAUGCUCUGGUCCCUUACCCAGAGGGACAGAUUCUUGUGGAGGCAUUUGGGCUGCGAAUAGCAAGACGCGAUAUGAGCACCUUGUUAGGGCUGAACUGGCUGAAUGAUGAGGUGAUCAACUUCUACAUGAAUCUUCUCAUUGAACGUGGCAAGCAGAAAGACUGCAGUAAAGUACAUGCUUUCAACACGUUCUUCUACCCCAAGUUGAUGAGUGGAGGACACGCUGUGUUGAAACGGUGGACGAGGAAAGUGGAUGUGUUCGCAGUUGAUUACAUAGUGGUUCCUGUUCAUCUAGGGAUGCAUUGGUGCUUAGCACUUGUUGACUUCAAAGAAAAAGCAAUCAAGUAUUUUGACUCCAUGGGAGGCAAGAACACCGGGUGUCUGAAGGCAUUAAGGUGA
This is a messenger RNA of Lingula anatina, 3942 nucleotides long. RefSeq names its product sentrin-specific protease 1. Gene Ontology annotation, biological process: proteolysis; protein desumoylation. Gene Ontology annotation, molecular function: deSUMOylase activity. The record is from RefSeq and is a predicted model, not a curated record. Lineage: Eukaryota; Metazoa; Brachiopoda; Lingulata; Lingulida; Lingulidae. Gene Ontology annotation, cellular component: nucleus.